This is a messenger RNA of Oncorhynchus kisutch (coho salmon), 5086 nucleotides long. It is a transcript of the gene guk1a, whose product is annotated as guanylate kinase 1a. The coding region runs from base 1724 to 2323 and encodes 199 amino acids. The transcript is spliced from 7 exons. The record is from RefSeq and is a predicted model, not a curated record. Gene Ontology annotation, biological process: purine nucleotide metabolic process. Lineage: Eukaryota; Metazoa; Chordata; Actinopteri; Salmoniformes; Salmonidae. Gene Ontology annotation, molecular function: GMP kinase activity. Gene Ontology annotation, cellular component: cytosol.
CCCAUGAUUUUGGAAUGACAUGUUCAACAAACAGGUGUCCACAUACUUUUGGACAUGUAGUGUAUCUUACCUGACUGAGCACUUUGUUAGCGCAGGCUGCAGCUGAUUAGAAAACAUACUAAUCAGUAACAGCCUAAUGAAAUUAGGAGCCAACUGAAUUCACAUGAUGAAAGGUUGGUCACUGUCUGGCAAAGAUCGAUCACAUGCUGUGGAAAGCAUAUAUAAGGGUUGACCUAAAGUAAACUGAAUGCAACAUCUGUAGUGGCAUGCAGAACAAUGUUUCCUGUAACCAUUUCAAUUAGCCUUAUCCUGUGCCUGCAGUCGGCUCACAUGCACCUCGUUUUCUGUAACACGUGCUUUGUUUACACAGGCAGCCCAAUUCUGAUAUUUUUUUCACUAAUUUGUCCUUUGACCUAUCAGAUCCCAAAAAAUAUCUGAUGGGAAAAGAUCUGAAGUGAUUGGGCAAAAGGCCAAGUAGUGGAAACAAUUUCAGAAUUGGGCUGCCUGUGUAGAUGUAGCCUAUAGCCAAUUUUUCUGUCACGUUUGAAAAGUGGUGCCUUUAGAUGUUAGGCCAAGCCAAUAAGAUUUCCCUAUGUAUGGUGUCAUUGUAGACCCAAUUGUUUUGAAUAUUUGCUGUACAGGCUAACUUGUCACCUUCUCUUGAAUUGUACCAUUUCUUGCUGGUAUUCUGACUGUAAGGAAGAGAAAGUUAGAUCUGAACCUUGUGAGAAGUGGUUUCUUAUUUGACUGGAUGUAGCCUAAACCACUCUUAUAGUCUGUUUUCUGUCCACAUGUUUUUGUGACAACAGUCUGACCCUCUGCAUCCCAGCGUCAAACCCAUGACUGAUUCUGACUUGGAAAGGAGCUGUGAAUUUGUUUGUGGUUUAAACAUUCAAGAGGUGGCAGAGAAUGAAUGCUUCUGUCACCUGCAGCUGUCAGGCUACACGCACUGAGGUUUUUCCUAUCUUUUUUUACAGGGGGUGAGCUCAGGUCUGAUUAGCCUAUUACAAGAGAGAAUCCAUUUUCUAAAAUGGAAAUGAGCUUAUAUGGGAUCAUAGACUACAUGGCUAUUAUAACAAACUCCUUUUUUUUGCAGACAACUCUAGUUCCUUUAAAUUAGCACGUGUAGAUUUAUGAGGAGGCGGCACCACUUAAGUAAAGUAUGACACGUCAUUCGCAUGGAUUUUCUUAUUUUUGGACAUCUAACCAAACCCACUGAUACAUUACUUUUAGUAGCCUAAAACAGUGUAGGCUAGCAAUAUAUAAAUGACAUGGUCGUUUAAGGUGCAAUGCUAUUUUGUGGAUUGAAGAGACAUUUGUCAUGUAUGAGAUAUUCAUUUUAGGUCUAGUUAUGUUUGCAGUGUUUAAUAGUAAUGCAGUAGACUGUUGUAUGAUAAUUUCUCACCUGAGUUUAUUUUGUGUUUUGCAUGAUUUGUUUAUCAUUUCCGUAGACAACUGAAAGAAGCUGUCAAUAUCUAGGCUAUGUCACGAGCUGCUGGGCAGGGUUUAGGCUACUGUGUAACUUACUGAGUGGUGAUUGGAGGGAGCAGCGAUUUACUUUCCUAUGUUUGUACAGUGCUGAGUCUGCGCCCACACAGACACCACAUAGACUGACACACCCGGCUCCAGUAUAUAAUAGUGCUGCUCAUUCACUUGCCAAUCCAGUCCUCCCACAUCCUGCUGCUCUCCCUCACUCGCACAUCUACUGAAAGUGACUGAAGCUAUGGCAGGACCCAGGCCAGUGGUGCUGAGUGGCCCGUCGGGGGCUGGGAAGAGCACGCUGCUCAAGAAGCUACUCAAGGAGUACGAGGGCAUCUUUGGCUUCAGCGUCUCACACACAACAAGGAGCCCUCGUCCUGGUGAAGAGAAUGGUAAAGAUUACCAUUAUGUUACAAGGGAGUAUAUGCAGGCCAGCAUCGACAAAGGGGAGUUCAUUGAGAGCGCAGUGUUUUCCGGGAACAUGUACGGGACGAGCAGGGCCUCCGUGCAGGACGUCAAGGACAAGAACCUGAUCUGCGUCCUGGACAUCGACAUGCAGGGCGUUAGGGCGGUCAAGACGACAGACCUCAACCCCAUCUACAUCUUCAUCCAACCCCCGUCCAUGAACAUCCUGGAGAAACGUUUAAGAGACCGAGAGACAGAGUCAGAGGAGAGCCUCCAGAAACGUUUGCAUGCUGCCCAGGUGGACAUGGUGAUAAGCAAAGAUCCUGGCAUAUUUGACGUUGUCAUUGUCAAUGACAGUCUUGACGAUGCGUAUGGGAAGUUGAAAGACACUCUUAUUGAGGAAAUCAAAAAAGUCCAGAAAACCAACUUGUCCUCUUAAGCGACGAGAAGCAUGACAUCCAUCCCAGCCAUCCUGGCCACUCCUUACAAAAUGUCAGCCCCUCUAUUCCAAUCCUGAACUUUCUGUCAGAUACUGGUGUGGGAAGGAACUCCAGACAACAUCCCUUGCACCUAGACUUUUGAGUGUGCACUAAGAUCUAGCCUAUGUUUUUACAUAUUGGGAGGAUAUAGGUAGGUAUUAAGAUGAUAAAAACUGUAAGUAGAAGUGGACUAUUUAGCUUUAUUUACUAAUUUGGCACAGUUUUAUUUAUUUUUGUCCACAAAGAAAAACACUCCAUUAAUGGUUAACCUGUGACUGAGAUGGUCCCUAAUAUGUUUUUCUUCUAUGUUUACUGCAUACAGGAGUUUCUGCCAUUUUUUUCCCCUCUUCUGCCCAUUUAGUAGUAUUAUACCCCCAAAGCAUUAACUAUGUUCUCUCUGCUCUUCAACAACAGAAGGCCAUAAUAACAAGACUCAUUCCCACUAAUGGCAGUGUUGUAGUACUCGAGACCACAUUGAGUGUCUCGGUCUUGUCUCAGUUUUGGAUACAUUUGUACUCGGUCUUAACUCAGUCUGGGACCAGCCGAGAUCAGCAGAAUAAAAAAACUCCUAAUUACCAGCUUCCAUUCAGUCAGAGCAUAAAACUGCUUCUCCAGGCCAAAUAUAUACACUCCUUUCUUGAAACAUAAAUACCUUAACAGCUUUUAUAUCUAGUAAACAUGUUUUCUCAGUGGUGAACCUAUAGGCCUUCAGUGUGUGACAGGUUAGUACAGUGGUGAACCUAUAGGCCUUCAGUGUGUGACAGGUUAGUACAGUGGUGAACCUAUAGGCCUUCAGUGUGUGACAGGUUAGUACAGUGGUGAACCUAUAGGCCUUCAGUGUGUGACAGGUUAGUACAGUGGUGAACCUAUAGGCCUUCAGUGUGUGACAGGUUAGUACAGUGGUGAACCUAUAGGCCUUCAGUGUGUGACAGGUUAGUACAGUGGUGAACCUAUAGGCCUUCAGUGUGUGACAGGUUAGUACAGUGGUGAACCUAUAGGCCUUCAGUGUAUGACAGGUUAGUACAGUGGUGAACCUAUUGGCUUUCGGUGUGUGACAUGUUUGUGAUUCUGAAAGGACAGCAACCAUAAUACCAGCACACUCAUGUAUGAGAGUGCACUUUUUGUAAAACACAAUAUGUAGCAAGCUAAAAAACCUGAGCCUAACGUUAGCUAGAUAGCUACACUAACUAGCUGUUGACUGACUGACUUUUCCCCCUCAUCGUUUUUCGGUGGCUAUACACAGAUAGAGAUGCAGGUAUCAUUUGGUUAGCUAGCAAGAACUUGAACAACCGUGUUCGAAAAUUCAUUCUGGCAAAUGGCUCGUUUGUUUAAAGGCCUACUGUGGCUCUGAUUAGCUAUAGCGCACCGGUCUGUGUAGACUCCGAUCCUGGACAAGACAGAUGUUUUUAUUCUGUUUAAUUUAUGGUUUUAUUUACUGCAGUGUCUUAAUUGUCUAAACACACGGCUGCUUUCCCACUCUAUAUUGCUAUGGAAUUUUCACAAAUGCCUUAGUAUACGUAAUUCCCCAAAAAACGUGAAAAUGACCAUAGUGGUUGCUUGUCAGAUUUUUUUGGGGGGUGUGUAUAUGAACACAUUUUUAAUAAGAUUUCAUGUUCCUAAAAUGCUAUCAGUUCCACACUCGCAUUUUUCUGGUCUUGACCCCCUCCCGGUCUUGACUCAGUCCUCAACAUAGGGCAGCUAACAAACAAUCACAAGGCCAGGUGCUUGGGCACUAGCUAAGCACAGGCUAACUCUGGCUCUAAGAUAGUCACACGGAAGCACCAUACGUAUUACAGCUGAUCUCAGGAACUUACUGUAGCCUCGCUGCUGUUUGCUAAUGAUCCUAGUCAUCUUGUGUGUGAAAAGAUAUGUUUGAAGUUUCCCUGUUUUACCAUACUGAUACAAUUAUGAUAAAGUACAAUAUUCAUUCACUCAUAAAACAAAGGAUUGCCAUUUAGGAUUUACAAUCAUGAUGUUAACCUCUGUAUAACAAAGUUACACUUCUGGAGCCCACAACUCACGGUGAUGUAGUCUAACCCCUAAUACAUGUUGUUUUGACAGUUGUAUUGUAAUGGUGUAAAACGUUUGUAUUGUAUGUUUGUUUUACAAUCUCACCUAUAUUAUAAUGAUAUUCAGUUGGCCUUUUUUUGGAAAGGAAAUGUUUGAGUGAGAAUUAAAGAGAUUGAAUAUGAAAUAAAUGGAGCAAAUAUUGGCUCUGUCCUCAGGAGAAUAUAGAAAAGCUUAGAACCAAGCACACAGAGCAUUUGCUUUACUUGAAACUGGUUACAUUGAAUUCCACAAAACCUCUUUGUUCAAGGCAGCCUUCUAAAAAGGCUGCACUUAUUUAUUUUAAGUUUGUCGUUUAACAUGUUUUCCAUUCAGAACCCAAAUUCAGUUCAUUGGUAACUAAUAUGACAUACUCUGGCCCAUGACUCUUAAACUCCAUAGCUUCUUGUCCUCUGUUAUUUGAUCUCCCUUUGAACAAAACAUUCCUUCCUUUGCACAAAUUACUUAUUGAAAUAUAUUUAUUUAACUUUUUCACUCUGAACAGCUUUUUAAUGGUGCAAAUGUUAUACCACUGCUUUGAAUGUGUCAUCUUUGGCCAAAUAUUGACAAUUUACCCAGCCUUCAACGAGUCCUUGUUUAAUAAUAUGUAUUUCUAGUAACAUUUUAUGUAUUUUACAAGUGUAGUCAAGUAAAUUAAUAAAAAUGUUUUGCCUGGA